Tilletiaria anomala UBC 951 is the source of this 222-nucleotide messenger RNA. RefSeq lists its product as uncharacterized. Gene Ontology annotation, biological process: translation. The transcript has a single exon. Gene Ontology annotation, molecular function: structural constituent of ribosome. The coding region runs from base 1 to 222 and encodes 73 amino acids. Gene Ontology annotation, cellular component: mitochondrial large ribosomal subunit; ribosome. The record is from RefSeq and is a predicted model, not a curated record. Lineage: Eukaryota; Fungi; Basidiomycota; Exobasidiomycetes; Georgefischeriales; Tilletiariaceae.
AUGUCAACACAUUCUUUUCUUCGAACAACGCCUUUUCCCUCAUUACGCCAAUCGCAUCCGCAGUCACAGCAAGCUCGCUGUGUGACGUAUGGGUCCGAAUAUCAGCCCUCGCAACGCAAACGCAAGCGCAAGCACGGAUUCCUCUCUCGCCUACGAACAAAGAAAGGUCGCCAGCUGCUCGCCAAAAGACGGAUGGCGGGAAGAAGAUUCUUGAGCCAUUAA